Molecule: messenger RNA, 1697 nt
Organism: Erinaceus europaeus (western European hedgehog)
Lineage: Eukaryota; Metazoa; Chordata; Mammalia; Eulipotyphla; Erinaceidae
Gene: ESAM
Product: endothelial cell adhesion molecule
Exons: 7
Coding region: 76-1281 (401 amino acids)
Biological process (GO): homophilic cell-cell adhesion
Cellular component (GO): adherens junction; plasma membrane
Molecular function (GO): cell-cell adhesion mediator activity
Source: RefSeq, a predicted model, not a curated record
GCCGCCGGCUCCGCGCACUCGCUGGGCUCCACACGUGUCAUCCCCACGUCCCCGCGCCGUCGGGCCUGGGCGACCAUGACUCCCCCGGCCCCCAGCCUGCUGCGGUGCUUGUUCCUGGGGCUCAGUGCCCUCGUGCCACCCACCUUCACGAAGCUGCAGCUUCAAGUGGCUCCAGGCUUCUCCAAUCUGCGAGUGGUGGAGGGCUCCGACGUGGUGCUCCCUGUCUGGUACACCAAACUUGGGCAGGAGUCACCCGACCCGUCCUGGAAAGUGCUCUCUGCCAUCUGGUACUUGCAAAAGAAGGAUGAGAAGACUAAACAGGUGCUGGCGUACUUCAGCACGUCUAAUGUCAUAAAAGAGUCCCGAGUGUCCCUGAUCUACCCCAUGCCCUCCCACAACCUGUCACUGAGGCUGGAGAACCUGCAGGAGCAGGACUCGGGCUUCUACUACUGCUCUGUGAACGUGGAGGGCAACAAGGACUUCAAGGACCACGACAGCAGCAAGAUGGUAGAGCUGAAUGUGCUGAUUCCUCCAGCUCCUCCAUCCUGCACGCUCCAGGGUGUGCCCCGUGCAGGGGCCAAUGUGACCCUAAGCUGCCAGUCCCCGAGGAGCAAGCCUCCUGCCCAGUACCAGUGGACAGGACCAUCCCUGUACACCAAGACCUUCAGUCCACGGUUCCUAGAUAUGGUCCGGGGCUUUCUAAACCUCACAAACCUUUCCACGUCCAUGUCUGGAGUCUAUGUCUGCAAGGCUCACAAUGAAGUGGGCAGUGCCCAGUGCAAUGUGACCAUGGAAGUGAGCUCAGGGCCUGAGCCGGCGGUGGUGGCAGGAGCCGUGGUGGGCACUCUGCUAGGACUGGGCCUGCUGGUUGGGCUGGUCCUCCUAUUCCAACGCCACCAGGGAAAGAAUGUAGAAGAGCCAGCCAAUGACAUCAAGGAGGACGCCACAGCGCCCCGGACACUGCCGUGGCCCAAGGGCUCAGAUACCAUCUCUAAGAACGGGACUCUGUCUUCUGUCACCUCAGCUCGAGCCCUGAGGUCACACCAUGGCCCCCCCAGGCCUGGUGCACUGACCCCCAGCCCCAGCCUUAGCAGUCAAGCAGUGCCCUCCCCAAUUCUGCCCAGUUUGGCCAAGUCCUCCCCAAUUCUGCCCAGGACAGAUGAAGCCCAGGCCCCGCAGGCCUCCCUCAACCAUAGUGGAGUUUCCUCCUCCACACUGACUCGCAUGGGUGGGGUCCCCAUCAUGGUGCCUGCCCAGAGUCAGGCUGGCUCUCUGGUAUGACAGCCCCACCCCUCAUCCAUCCAGUCACUCUCCUUCCUCUCAGGGUCACCCCUAACACAGAGCCCAGGUCAUAAUUAAGACCUUAAUUUCCAGGAAGGAGAAGAGGAAGUGGGUGGGGACUUAGGAAAAGCUUCCCUCCUCUUCCCUGUGAUAGCAGCUAUAAAGACAACCUGCCCCCAGGCCCUGGAGGGCCCCCUCCCCAGGGCAGUGAGUCCUCCAGACCCUGUACCUGUACCCACCCCUCUCUAACAGCACCCUCACGCCCACCCCAGCCCCCCACAUGAAUGUCGCCUGUCCUGCUGGCUAGGUUGGGUUUUUUUGGGAUGGGGAAUAGGAAAGAUUUUGAAAAACUAACUUGUAAUGUGUCUUUGUGUUUUUAUCUGGUAAAACAUCAAUAAAGAUCUGUUGUGUUUGGA